Molecule: messenger RNA, 546 nt
Organism: Suhomyces tanzawaensis NRRL Y-17324
Lineage: Eukaryota; Fungi; Ascomycota; Pichiomycetes; Serinales; Debaryomycetaceae
Exons: 1
Coding region: 1-546 (181 amino acids)
Molecular function (GO): hydrolase activity
Source: RefSeq, a predicted model, not a curated record
AUGACCAAUAAUUCGUGUAAGAGACUCAAAUACACCCUUGGGGUGAUUCAUUGCCCAGAGACAAAUCAGAUAUUGCUAUUGAAUAGACAAAAAAAGCCUUGGAUGGGCCGGUGGAAUGGUGUAGGAGGAAAGCUUGAUCAUAACGAGACCCCCCAUCAGUGUAUUGUCAGAGAAACAGAGGAGGAAACAGGUCUUUCAUUGCCCCAGUACAAGUCUAGAGGGGUUGUAUUGUGGACAGUCGAUAAUGAAGAUAAUCUAGUGGGAGAAGCCGUGGGAGGCAUGUAUAUCUUUACUGCAGAAGUCACACCAGAACAAGUUGCAAAUUACCCUACACCAAUUAUUUUUGACAAAGAAGGAAUUCUUGAUUGGAAAAACUUAGACUGGGUAUUGAGUAAGGAUAACAUGGGAAUAGUCGAUAAUAUGACCGUUAUAUUGCGGGAUUUAUUUGAUGCUAAAGAGACUGAUAUAUUCAAUACUGUUUACAGGCAAGGAAGACUUAUGAGCUGUGAAUAUCUACCUGGCAAAAACACAGACUACUUGAACUAA